This is a messenger RNA of Elephantulus edwardii (Cape elephant shrew), 777 nucleotides long. Its product is annotated as chromosome unknown open reading frame, human C5orf15. The record is from RefSeq and is a predicted model, not a curated record. Bases 1 to 777 code for a protein of 258 amino acids. Lineage: Eukaryota; Metazoa; Chordata; Mammalia; Macroscelidea; Macroscelididae. The transcript is spliced from 3 exons.
AUGGCUGCGGCAGUCCUGUGGAGAAUGAGGGGGACAGCGCAAUCAAAGCUGCUGUCCGGUCUGAGAAUCCAGGCCCCUGGAGGCCGGGCGCGGCCGCUGAUCUUGGCGCUCCUGCUUGCGUUCCCUACACUGUCCACUGCUUCAUCACUGCCUAAUUCACCGAGUGAAACUGUUUCUGCUCCAAAUAUGAGUUCUGUAUUCAGUGAAAACCAAACCAAUACUUCUGCUUCUCAGCUCAGUACUACCCUCCCUCCCAUAACUAGUACUGAGAAAACUAGAGGGCCAGCUGGGGCUCCUCAUCUCUCUCCUACUACUUCUCUGCCCCAGGAGGAAGCUGAUAAUAAUGAGGAUUCUAACAUAGAGGAGGAGGUUCUUUUCACACUGAAUAGUUCUCCAGCCACAGCCAAAGACACUCAGGACAAUGGAGAUUAUGGAGAUUAUGACUGGACCACCAACCCUAGAGAUGAGGAGUCAGAGGAGACCUUGGAAGAAAACAGGGGUUACAUGGAAAUCGAACAGUCCGUGAAAUCCUUUAAGGCCCCAUCCUCAGACAUAGAAGAGGAAGAUGGCCAUUUCUUUUUUCAUCUUCUUAUUUUUGCUUUUUGUAUUGCUAUUGUUUACAUUACAUAUCACAACAAAAGAAAGAUUUUCCUUCUGGUUCAAAGCAGGAAAUGGCGUGAUGGUCUUUGUUCCAAAUCAGUGGAAUAUCAUCGCCUUGACCAAAAUGUUAGUGAAGCAAUGCCUUCUCUGAAGAUUACCAAUGAUUAUAUUUUUUAA